This is a messenger RNA of Clonostachys solani, 1527 nucleotides long. NCBI's taxonomy places the organism in Eukaryota, Fungi, Ascomycota, Sordariomycetes, Hypocreales, Bionectriaceae. The record is from the annotation of a GenBank genome assembly.
AUGUUCUCGAAAACUAGCUUCGGUGUACCCCGUUUCUAUCCCCGAGAUCUUAAGGAUCGAGUAGAUGACUAUGUCGUGGGCCAAGACCGAGCGAAGAAAGCCAUAUGUGCAACCAUCUUCAACCAUUACCAAAACGUGAGAAGAAGGCGUCAGCACGAGCACGACGAAAGAAAUCGAAAGGAGAAGGUUAUGCGGCAGAGGCUAUCUCGCGACAGGGAAUUUCACCAACGACGUCGUGAUACCCAUCCCGUUGAAGACGAAUUUCCCGGCCACUUCGAAUCACUCCGACCCAUCCACGACCCUCCGGAAUUUCAAGAAGACCCGUUCGACAGCCUUUACGCACACGAUGACCAGAACAACCCUGAGCCUGUCAAAAUCGACAAGAGCAACAUCCUAUUAAUCGGUCCCACCGGGGUUGGGAAGACUUAUAUCUUAGAAACUCUGAGCAAGAAGAUAAACGUCCCAUUCUCGAUAUGCGACUGUAAUUCCUUUACGCAAGCCGGCUAUAUUGGACAGGAUGUAGAAUCAUGCAUUGAGCGCCUUCUCAUUGAAGCCAAUUACGAUGUUAAAGCCGCCGAGCAAGGGAUCGUGGUAUUGGACGAGUUCGACAAGAUUGCGCGCAGGGAAGUGCACACAGGCCGUGAUGUCAGCGGCGAAGGUGUUCAGCAAGCUCUGCUCAAGCUUGUAGAAGGCACUAAAGUGACAGUAAACGUCAAGGAUAACCGCUCAUCGCGGUCCGCGCCUCCCAUAACGACAAACUUCAACUCCUCCGGUUCUUCAUCAUCCGCGGCUCAGACAAACCCACCGGGAGGCAAAAUUGACCAAUAUAUAAUCGAUACGACGAAUAUUCUGUUCGUAUUUUGUGGCGCUUUCGUAGGCCUGGACAAAACUAUUCUCAAGCGGGUUGCGAAGCCAUCUGUUGGCUUUGGGGGGAAGCUGGAAGGCCGGAUGGCCAUUUCUGGAGUCUCACAGCAACUUGCCCCCAAGCUUUAUGCCCAUCUCCCUUACUUUUCAUCUGUGCCAGCGUCUUCUUUCACGCCCUUGGAUCUGGCAACACCCGACGAUCUCCAGGCAUUUGGAUUUAUUCCUGAACUUAUUGGUCGUUUACAUAACAUAUGCGCUCUCAGCCCACUUUCGAAAGAUGAUCUGUUUCGAAUUCUGACAGAGCCCCGUAACAACUUGGCAGCCCAGUACAUUGCCCUCUUCGAGACAUACCCUUCGUGUUUAUAUUUCACUGACAAGGCCUUAUACGCCAUUGCUGAAAGGGCAUCAGCAGCGGGGACUGGCGCUAGAGGGCUCAAGAUGGAGCUGGAGCGCGUUCUUGCCGAGCCAAUGUUCGAGGCUCCAACACCUUAUGUCCUUAUAACCGAGGCAUGUGUCCAUGGUACUGAAAAGGCUGCCACUUGGGGCCGAGACGGCCGCUUUGAAUUCGAUAGGAGAACCCAGGAGGAGAAGAUAAAGCAUCCCGAGACACAGCCAGAAAUGACAUUCGAACAGUACAGGGAAGCUGGGGAAAGCGGCGGUUAG